CUUUUACCUGUUUCAUCCACAUGUUCACUGACUUCUCUCCAGCUCGUCUGACUGUGAGUCCCAGCAGCUCUCAGCUGUUUGACAGAGACUCAGUGUCUCUGAGCUGUGAGGAGGACGACAGCUUUGCUGGAUGGACGCUGAGGAGGAACACGACCACAGACACCAGGACUCAGUGUGAAGACUGGGGAGAACCAGCUGGUUCUUCCUGUAACAUCACGGGCAUUGACCCAAUGGACAGUGGUGUUUACUGGUGCCAGUCCACACAGGGAGCGACCAGUAACAGCAUCAACAUCACUGUCACUGGUGGAGCAGUGAUCCUGCAGAGUCCUGUCCUCCCUGUGAUGGAGGGACAUGAUGUCACUGUGCGCUGUGAAGCACGGAGCCCUCCCUCCAGCCUCCCAGCUGCUUUCUAUAAAGAUGGCUCCCUGAUCGGGGCGGAGCCUACAGGUCACAUGACCAUCCGCCGUGUUUCCAAGGCUGAUGAAGGCCUCUACACCUGUAACAUCAGUGGUCAUGGAGCGUCUCCACCCAGCUGGCUCUCUGUCACAGAGAGACCUGCAGCUACAGCCCCGCCCUCAGACUCCACCCCCCUCCAGCUUGUACCCAGACUGGUCCUCCACCUGGUGGUGUUCUGUCCAUACUUCAUCUCCACUCUCCUCAUGGUGUCUCUAUAUCUACGCCGACCAACAGGUGAUGACCUGCCCGUCUCCAUGGCAACAGCAGCAGCCUCCCAGGCUGAGCAGAGAUUGGCUGAGGACUAUGAUGACGUCAUGGCGGUGACCACUGAGCAUCACUUCUGAGCUGAGAGUUCCUGCUACAUUAGUCAGAUGGUGUCUGAUAGAACCAGGACGACGACCAAAUGUCCAACAUCAAAUCGCCGUCUGAAGUUUGGACUGUUCCUUUACUGCAGCCACACCCGUCCGUGUCCUUCUCCUCAUUUUAAACAAAGGUCCAGACAACGCCAGUGUUGUGGAACGUGUCAGUGGACAAACUGCAUCAUCAAGUACUUUGUCACAUCAAACAGUAAACCUCCAGUAGUACUACGAGCCUUUACCACAGCUCGGCCCAGUGCUGUUCACAGGAUUAACCUUUAAAUUAAAACUAAUGCUCAUCUAGCAACUCAUCCUAACGUCCCAGAGUAAAACCUACGUGGACUUACCUUCCACAGCCUUUAUAUGGAGCGUUUCAGACCCACAGAGCUCCAUCUGCCAUGUGACUGGUGUGAGAAGCUUCCUGAGUCCAAGUCUCAGGCUUCCUCACUUCAGCACCAAGGACGGUGAGACACGGCGUCACCGAGCUCCGACCACCGAUCUGGUCAUUUCACUUUAAUGGAACAAACAUCAUUCAUGAAACUGAUUAGGACGUUUUAAACUUCACCAUAUUCAGAUUAACUCAACAUGUAACACAAUGUAUGUCUGUUAAUAAAUGUCCAUUUUUAAAGUGAGACUUGGUUUUUACAUGGUCACAGACGCUGUAACCAGUAAACUGUCACCUCUGUCUUUGUCAUG
Messenger RNA from Monopterus albus (swamp eel), 1508 nucleotides. Its product is annotated as low affinity immunoglobulin gamma Fc region receptor II-like. Gene Ontology annotation, cellular component: external side of plasma membrane. The transcript has 4 exons. Gene Ontology annotation, molecular function: transmembrane signaling receptor activity. Bases 21 to 800 code for a protein of 259 amino acids. NCBI's taxonomy places the organism in Eukaryota, Metazoa, Chordata, Actinopteri, Synbranchiformes, Synbranchidae. Gene Ontology annotation, biological process: cell surface receptor signaling pathway; immune response. The record is from RefSeq and is a predicted model, not a curated record.